Molecule: messenger RNA, 1047 nt
Organism: Cadophora gregata
Lineage: Eukaryota; Fungi; Ascomycota; Leotiomycetes; Helotiales; Ploettnerulaceae
Exons: 1
Coding region: 1-1047 (348 amino acids)
Molecular function (GO): carboxylic ester hydrolase activity
Source: RefSeq, a predicted model, not a curated record
AUGAGGGCCACCCCAUCUUUGCUUCUGCUGUGUGCGGCCGGGGGGAUAGUGGAGGCAACCUCCUACAGAUUUGUCGGACGGGUCAAUCCAAAAACAAAAGAGCUCACAUGGCCGAGUACCGGUGUUGCAUUCACUUUCACGGGUACCGCAGCUUCGAUCAACAUCAACAGUGUGAGCGGCAACUCAAGUGUUGAUCUGUACAUUGACGGGAAGGAGCCUAUCGUCAUCCCCAAUGUCAACGGCACUUCCAUCUCCACGCCUCAGCUCGUACGUGGGAAACAUACGGUUGAGCUACGUAAACGCUCAGAAACGUAUUUCGGCACAUUUCGCAUCACGGACGUCACAGCAAAUGGAGCUCUGAGCGCGGGCAAGGUGCCGAACCGAAAGAUCGAAAUCAUCGGUGACUCGAUCUCAGUCGGCUAUGGUCUCGACGGCGUCAAUCCUUGCACAAAUACAGCUUUUCUGGAAGACAAUCCGCAAACGUACGGUGCUCUGGCAGCAAAUGCUGUUGGUGCCGAUUACAGCGUUGUCGCCUGGAGUGGGAAGGGACUGUACAGAAAUUAUGCGUCAACACCUCCAGAUGAUGCAGUAACGAUGCCCAUCCUGUAUACAAGAUACGGCGCCAAUGAUGCAGACAACAGCUUCACGUUCCCAAGUUCAUGGGUCCCAGAUGCCGUCGUAAUCAAUCUCGGCACGAACGACUUCAGCUACCUGGGUGUCCGUGAUCCGGCCAACCCUGCAACCCUCACGGCUGCUCUCGUUGCCUUGAUGACGAAGGUCAACAAGAAGUAUCCGAGAGCAAAGAUCUUCCUGGUAUCUUCUCCACUUCUGAGCGAUACCUACCCUACAGCAGCCGAUGCUCAAAAGUCCACCCAAUUGAAAGUGUACAAAGACGCUGCUGCUCAACUUCGGAAAGUGAAGACUCGCAUCGUGGAUUGGCCCGGGCAAGGGUCAGAUGUGGGCUGUGAUUACCAUCCCAACGCUGCUACACACGCAAUUGGAGCUAAACUUCUUGAAGACGCUUUGAAGGCCGAGAUGGGGUGGUAG